Molecule: messenger RNA, 983 nt
Organism: Scheffersomyces stipitis CBS 6054
Lineage: Eukaryota; Fungi; Ascomycota; Pichiomycetes; Serinales; Debaryomycetaceae
Gene: PET123
Product: mitochondrial 37S ribosomal protein PET123
Exons: 1
Coding region: 1-918 (305 amino acids)
Source: RefSeq, a predicted model, not a curated record
AUGGGUAAGGGAGUUCUUAAGUACGGCGGCAAGUCAGGUAUCUUGCCUAAGGUCCGUCCUGUGUUCAAACGCAAUCCCAUUCGUGCCAAAACUGCCUACGAAAUCGAGAAGGAAGCUCACUUAGAACAUGGUUUUGCUGAAGGUGUACCAUUGCCCAAGAAGACAGGUUUUGAGUUCCACCGUAUCCAGCCAGAAAAGAAGGUAAUAAGUGUUGAGGAGAGAAUUAAGCUCAACAUCGAAAGCAAGGCUCCUCAAAAUGUAGACGAGCUGAAGUUGACUCAGGAUCAGAUAUGGAAAUUGAAAAGAGAUGAAAUUCGCCGUGACUAUUUGAAACAGGCUUAUUUGACAGAAGCUUCCAGAUUAAAGAAGAUUGACGAAAUUGUUGCUCAGCAAGAAGAAAAGAAAAAGCACCAAACCGAGCUUGACGAUUACGAAGAAUCUGAUGCCGUCAAGUUGACUUUGCCUACUGUAGAUUCUUACUUGAAGGGACCUAUAAUGAGAAACAGAACUAAGGAAGAACAGCAGCUUGUAGAACAGCAGAGGUUGUUGAACAGAAGAGUGAGAGAAUUGGAAGUUGAAGAAAAGAGAGCGGACGAUCUCUUGGACUUGUACCAUGCUGCUGCCAACUUCAUCACUACCGAAGAAGAGUUGGAGGCUGCUAUCACGGAAGCAUUCGAGGUCAACUUCUCCAAAUUUGACUCCAGCCAGAAUAUAAUAGAACAGAGACUUGCCAGUGCGGGUCCAGGUUAUGCCACUGUCGAUUAUAACGAGAGGCUUAUUACCGAUCAUGUAUUGGGAGAAGUCAACGGCAAGCCUGGCUUGGCCACUGUCAAGGAUACAUUAAGUGGAGAAAAGGAGAGAUUGAGUCGGGAUGCACAAGUAGCCAUUAACCAGGAGAGAACUGAUGCUUCCAGCUAGACAUAUAUAGCAUGUCAUUUCCACUGUACAUAGAAUCGGAGACGAUAAUUUACAUUACAUAUUUG